Harmonia axyridis is the source of this 1069-nucleotide messenger RNA. RefSeq lists its product as uncharacterized. The transcript has 3 exons. Lineage: Eukaryota; Metazoa; Arthropoda; Insecta; Coleoptera; Coccinellidae. Bases 148 to 846 code for a protein of 232 amino acids. The record is from RefSeq and is a predicted model, not a curated record.
CAUGUGCACUGUGGUCCUGUGAACAGCUGGGAAUUCGGACAACCUUCAACCAAACCGGUCUGUCAUUAAUAAUACUGUUUCCAAUCACGUUCUGCAUGUGUUUAUCUGUACAUUCUAGUUUGCGCGCGUAUUGCUUUAUUGGUGAAUAUGGAAAGCGAUGUCUCUAGUUUUAUCGACACGACAUACAGUGUUGACCUCAAUAUAGCCAAGUACAUUCGGGAUAGAAAGGACGAGGAGAAAAAAUCCGAAGAAGAAUGGGAAAUUACAAGGAAAAAUAUUUUCGAAGAGUUCGUGAAAAAUGUGGGAGAAAAAUUCUUCUCCAGCUUCGACGGCUUACAUUUCUACAUUUUCACGUCGAAGAAGAUAAAAUUCGGUUUCAAUCCUUCUGAGGUGGCUCACGUUUGGAAGAGAGUGAAGUUCAUUUGCAUCUUGAAACACACAGGCAAAUAUUGGACUAUCGGAAGGAACACAAUACCUGCAAAUUGGAAAGAGAGAAUUUCCGAUUUGUUCUACAAGGCUAAAUCUGUCAUGGACGACGAUAUCGUGGAGACAAUAAUAGAAAUGCAUUCCAUUUUCAUGGAUUGGGCUGAGGAACAUGCUUGGUUUUGUAGAAGAAAGAUUGAGAGAUAUAGAAACGGAGAAAUAGACUUUUUCGAUUUGGAUUCAGAAGACGAAGAAUUAUAUUUGAGUCCCCAGGAGAAGAGAGAGCUCAAGGAGAAACGGGAAAAAAUUUUAAACAGAAUGGUCGCGCCCGAAAUUCCAAAGAAGAAGAAAAGGACGAGAAGAGUCGUUGAAGAGCGCGAUUACGGUGGUUUUGAACCGUUUCCAGAUUUGGGAAUUGAUUGAUACCUGGAAAUUAUGUUUUAUUGUUGACCCUUUAUGGAUUCCUUCUAUAUUACUUUCUGCUGUAUAUUACGAUUUAUAUCCAUGUAUUUAUGAUGUUUCAGAGCUUAAGGUUUCUCAUUCAUCUACCUAUUAUUAUUAUUUAUGUGAAUAUUGUUAUUCUUAUUGAGAAUUUUAUUUUUAUUUUAUUGGAAAUGAAAGUUGAAUAUAUAUACUUUGUUUAUUA